AUGCACACCCUAAAAGUGCCCUUCAUCAUCUCUGCAGCCUCCUCCACCUCCACUUCCUCCUCCCCGUCCACCCGGCUGGAGGAUCUGGGCACCACAGCCAGAACACCCCCUGCUUUGGCGGCGACUGCUAAUAUUGGCCCGACCAGCGGAUCAUCGACCGGGCAGUUUCAGCAGAGAGACUUGGGCACCAGUAACUCCCCUGUCCUCAUUAUCCACCGUCCGGGAGCAGCCGGGACUGCGCAGCGACUAGAAUACAGGGGCCGAAGAGUGACUGCUGAGCUGGUACAGGAGGAGCUGGGCACUAGACCCCAGCACCAGGGCCCCCCGGCUCACCCAGCCUGCCUGGCUCACCCCCCUGCCCAGCCUGCCCCCCAGCCUGAGCCCCAGCAGGCCAGAGCCUCCCGUGAUCCCAGCCCUGAAGUGAGCUGCUGUGGCUUGUGGCCCCAGCGAUCCCAGCGCUCGCAGAACUAA
Messenger RNA from Trichechus manatus latirostris (Florida manatee), 471 nucleotides. RefSeq names its product insulin. Bases 1 to 471 code for a protein of 156 amino acids. The record is from RefSeq and is a predicted model, not a curated record. NCBI's taxonomy places the organism in Eukaryota, Metazoa, Chordata, Mammalia, Sirenia, Trichechidae. The transcript is spliced from 2 exons.